AUGACCCCAGUGGUAGCCCACCUGCCCAGCCCUACUCCGUCGAGCGAGGGAGAGGUGGUGCUGGCCGCAAUGCUGUCCACAGAGAUGCCCAGUCUGCCCAGCCCCACUCCGUCGAGCGAGGGAGAGCAGGGAGAGCAGGUGCUGGGCUCAAUGCUGGCCACAGAGAUGCCCAGUCUGCCCAGCCCCACUCCGUCGAGCGAGGGAAAUCAGGUGCUGGCCUCAAUGCUGGCCACAGAGAUGCCCAGUCUGCCCAGCCCCACUCCGUCGAGCGAGGGAGAUCAGGUGCUGGCCUCAAUGCUGGCCACAGAGAUGCCCAGUCUGCCCAGUCCCACUCCGUCGAGCGAGGGAGAGCAGGUGCUGGCCUCAAUGCUGGCCACAGAGAUGCCCAGUCUGCCCAGCCCCACUCCGUCGAGCGAGGGAAAUCAGGUGCUGGCCUCAAUGCUGGCCACAGAGAUGCCCAGUCUGCCCAGCCCCACUCCGUCGAGCGAGGGAGAGCAGGGAGAGCAGGUGCUGACCUCAAUGCUGGCCACAGAGAUGCCCAGUCUGCCCAGCCCCACUCCGUCGAGCGAGGGAAAUCAGGUGCUGGCCUCAAUGCUGGCCACAGAGAUGCCCAGUCUGCCCAGCCCCACUCCGUCGAGCGAGGGAGAGCAGGUGCUGACCGCAAUGCUGGCCACAGAGAUGCCCAGUCUGCCCAGCCCCACUCCGUCGAGCGAGGGAGAUCAGGUGCUGGCCUCAAUGCUGGCCACAGAGAUGCCCAGUCUGCCCAGCCCCACUCCGUCGAGCGAGGGAGAUCAGGUGCUGGCCUCAAUGCUGGCCACAGAGAUGCCCAGUCUGCCCAGCCCCACUCCGUCGAGCGAGGGAGAGCAGGUGCUGACCGCAAUGCUGGCCACAGAGAUGCCCAGUCUGCCCAGCCCCACUCCGUCGAGCGAGGGAGAUCAGGUGCUGGCCUCAAUGCUGGCCACAGAGAUGCCCAGUCUGCCCAGCCCCACUCCGUCGAGCGAGGGAAAUCAGGUGCUGGCCUCAAUGCUGGCCACAGAGAUGCCCAGUCUGCCCAGCCCCAAUCCGUCGAGCGAAGGAGAGCAGGUGCUGACCGCAAUGCUGGCCACAGAGAUGCCCAGUCUGCCCAGCCCCACUCCGUCGAGCGAGGGAGAUCAGGUGCUGGCCUCAAUGCUGGCCACAGAGAUGCCCAGUCUGCCCAGCCCCACUCCGUCGAGCGAGGGAGAUCAGGUGCUGGCCUCAAUGCUGGCCACAGAGAUGCCCAGUCUGCCCAGCCCCACUCCGUCGAGCGAGGGAGAGCAGGGAGAGCAGGUGCUGACCGCAAUGCUGGCCACAGAGAUGCCCAGUCUGCCCAGCCCCACUCCGUCGAGCGAGGGAGAGGUGGUGCUGGCCGCAAUGCUGUCCACAGAGAUGCCCAGUCUGCCCAGCCCCACUCCGUCGAGCGAGGGAAAGCAGGGAGAGCAGGUGCUGACCUCAAUGCUGGCCACAGAGAUGCCCAGUCUGCCCAGCCCCACUCCGUCGAGCGAGGGAGAUCAGGUGCUGGCCUCAAUGCUGGCCACAGAGAUGCCCAGUCUGCCCAGCCCCACUCCGUCGAGCGAGGGAGAGCAGGUGCUGGCCUCAAUGCUGUCCACAGAGAUGCCCAGUCUGCCCAGCCCCACUCCGUCGAGCGAGGGAGAGCAGGGAGAGCAGGUGCUGGCCUCAAUGCUGUCCACAGAGAUGCCCAGUCUGCCCAGCCCCACUCCGUCGAGCGAGGGAGAGCAGGUGCUGACCUCAAUGCUGGCCACAGAGAUGCCCAGUCUGCCCAGCCCCACUCCGUCGAGCGAGGGAAAUCAGGUGCUGGCCUCAAUGCUGGCCACAGAGAUGCCCAGUCUGCCCAGCCCCACUCCGUCGAGCGAGGGAGAGCAGGUGCUGACCGCAAUGCUGGCCACAGAGAUGCCCAGUCUGCCCAGCCCCACUCCGUCGAGCGAGGGAGAGGUGGUGCUGGCCGCAAUGCUGUCCACAGAGAUGCCCAGUCUGCCCAGCCCCACUCCGUCGAGCGAGGGAGAGCAGGUGCUGACCGCAAUGCUGGCCACAGAGAUGCCCAGUCUGCCCAGCCCCACUCCGUCGAGCGAGGGAAAUCAGGUGCUGGCCUCAAUGCUGGCCACAGAGAUGCCCAGUCUGCCCAGCCCCACUCCGUCGAGCGAGGGAGAUCAGGUGCUGGCCUCAAUGCUGGCCACAGAGAUGCCCAGUCUGCCCAGCCCCACUCCGUCGAGCGAGGGAGAGCAGGGAGAGCAGGUGCUGACCUCAAUGCUGGCCACAGAGAUGCCCAGUCUGCCCAGCCCCACUCCGUCGAGCGAGGGAAAUCAGGUGCUGGCCUCAAUGCUGGCCACAGAGAUGCCCAGUCUGCCCAGCCCCACUCCGUCGAGCGAGGGAGAGCAGGUGCUGACCGCAAUGCUGGCCACAGAGAUGCCCAGUCUGCCCAGCCCCACUCCGUCGAGCGAGGGAGAUCAGGUGCUGGCCUCAAUGCUGGCCACAGAGAUGCCCAGUCUGCCCAGCCCCACUCCGUCGAGCGAGGGAGAUCAGGUGCUGGCCUCAAUGCUGGCCACAGAGAUGCCCAGUCUGCCCAGCCCCACUCCGUCGAGCGAGGGAGAGCAGGUGCUGACCGCAAUGCUGGCCACAGAGAUGCCCAGUCUGCCCAGCCCCACUCCGUCGAGCGAGGGAGAUCAGGUGCUGGCCUCAAUGCUGGCCACAGAGAUGCCCAGUCUGCCCAGCCCCACUCCGUCGAGCGAGGGAAAUCAGGUGCUGGCCUCAAUGCUGGCCACAGAGAUGCCCAGUCUGCCCAGCCCCAAUCCGUCGAGCGAGGGAGAGCAGGUGCUGACCGCAAUGCUGGCCACAGAGAUGCCCAGUCUGCCCAGCCCCACUCCGUCGAGCGAGGGAGAAGAUGCCCAGUCUGCCAAGCCCCACUCCGUCGAGCGAGGGAAAUCAGGUGCUGGCCUCAAUGCUGGCCACAGAGAUGCCCAGUCUGCCCAGCCCCACUCCGUCGAGCGAGGGAAAUCAGGUGCUGGCCUCAAUGCUGGCCACAGAGCUGCCCAGUCUGCCCAGCCCCACUCCGUCGAGCGAGGGAGAGCAGGUGUCACCUAA
Bacillus rossius redtenbacheri is the source of this 3117-nucleotide messenger RNA. RefSeq lists its product as uncharacterized. The coding region runs from base 1 to 3117 and encodes 1038 amino acids. Lineage: Eukaryota; Metazoa; Arthropoda; Insecta; Phasmatodea; Bacillidae. The transcript is spliced from 9 exons. The record is from RefSeq and is a predicted model, not a curated record.